CGCCCGUCUGGGCGGCCGCAAGCGAAGUUGGCCCAGGGCCCCGGCCUGGGUCGGACGGCGAAAGUGACGGACCUGUGCCGGUCCCAGUGACGAUGGCGGUAUUUCACGACGAGGUGGAGAUCGAGGACUUCCAAUACGACGAGGACUCGGAGACCUACUUCUACCCCUGCCCGUGUGGGGAUAACUUCUGCAUCACCAAGGAAGAUUUGGAGAACGGGGAAGACGUGGCAACGUGCCCUAGCUGCUCUCUCAUUAUAAAAGUGAUUUAUGACAAGGAUCAGUUCACGUGUGGAGAGACAGUCCCAGCCCCUUCCACCAGCAAAGAACUAGUUAAAUGCUGAAGAAGACUUUUAGAUUCUAAAACCUGAACUUGGGGAAUGAGGCAAGCUGGAAAAGUCUAACACAGAGUCACCGGCUUCUUCACAGGGACAAUCAUUUUGUGGUUUGCUGUUCAUGAGAGUCGAUUCUUUCCAUCGGGCGCCAAGUUCAUCUCCUGUUGAAGAAGCAAGUCCACCACAUGACAUACCUGGAUUUUGUGCUUAAACUUUGAACUGGAAGUGUUUGCAUCCAAACAUAAAAGAAGAUAA
Molecule: messenger RNA, 587 nt
Organism: Cervus elaphus (red deer)
Lineage: Eukaryota; Metazoa; Chordata; Mammalia; Artiodactyla; Cervidae
Product: DPH3 homolog
Exons: 1
Coding region: 93-341 (82 amino acids)
Biological process (GO): protein histidyl modification to diphthamide
Molecular function (GO): metal ion binding
Source: RefSeq, a predicted model, not a curated record